AUGGGUAGUCAUAAGAAGAGGUCCAGAAGCCGGGAUCGGUCUAGUGAACGAACGUCUAAAAGACUUCGGAAACUUGAGGAUAGGAUGGAGGAAAUUGUGACGGGAUUUGCCGUGAUAAAAGAAGCCAUCUUGGCUCGAGAUGCCCCUGUGUUGGUGACGCCUGAAACAACAGCGUCAAAUAGUGGAGAUAAUGUUGCGCAGGUAAAGGAUUCCGUAUCAAAUCAGGGUGAUGACUUGGAGGAAACUUGGACUACUGAUCAGGAUCCUCGAAUCGAUGACACUGAAGUUCAAAUUAACAAUACCACAGAUGGAGGGGAGGCUCCUGCGAAAAUUGUGGAAGAACUUACUAAGCCGGAUGUAGUCGAGACUCCAUGGGAGCUAGACGAGGAUGGUCUUCGUAUUUUCGGGGAAGAACACGUACGAGAGGAGCCUGAGUUGGUCCUACACUCCAGUGUCGCCACGCGCUGGAAAAAAUACCUGUCAGAGGGGUUAAAGAAAGAGGUUAAGGAUUCCCUUAUGGAAAAAUACCCUAGAAAGGGUAAGCUUUCAUUCGAGCCGCCGAUUCUAAACGAGGAGGUGACUGUAAAUUUAAAAGAUUCGGCUCUUAAACGAGAUAAAUACUUUGGUGCGACUCAGAAAUUGGCAGGGUCUGCUUUGGCGGCGUUGGCUUCUGUUAUUGAGUCGUUGGCACCUCUGAGAGAUCCAGAAAAUGUCAAAAGGUUGGAGCAGGUCUGGGAUGCUUCAAAGCUGUUAAUCGAGAUCCAUAGAUCUCAAACAGUUGCGCGCAAGGCCUGUAUCCUGCCUACUUUAUCCAAACAAUGGGCUACGGCGCUGGAAAAGAGAGUAACGGAUAGUUACUUAUUCGGUGAGAAGUUAGUGGAUAAAGUGAAAGAGAUCAAGGCGAUUGGGCUCGUCGAGUCAGAAGAAGUCAGUGACUCAGGCGAGCGGGAGAUCAUCAACAGCGAAAAAACCACUGACUUCCAGAUUCCUAUCGAAACAAUCGAAUUACCCGAAGUCGAGCCAAUAUCGAAAACAAAACCAGCGAACUCAGAACCAUUAGCCCCGCAGGACUUACUCUCCACCAUCCAGAGGAUGGUCGGAGCAAGAGUCGGCAUACAUCCAAUCAGAAAUGAUAGAUUGCUUUCGAUAGGCGCGAUAAUCGAAGCUGAAGAAGUUCUAGGUCAGUUUCUUUCGCCGUUCUUUCUGGUGCCUAAGUCUGAUGGUCAACAGAGAUUCAUUCUGAAUCUGAAGGAAUUGAAUAAUUUUAUUGAUGCAGAACAUUUUAAACUCGAGGACCUUAGGUCUGCGUGUAGUCUUUUGGAACAGGGUAUUUUUAUGGGCACAAUUGAUUUGAAAGAUGCCUAUUUCCUGAUUUCAGUGUGGAAGCCACAUCGCAAGUUUCUAAGGUUUAUUUUUAAUGGUAAAAUCUUUGAGUUUGUUUGUUUGCCUUUCGGCCUAUGUACGUGUCCAUUGACAUUUACAAAACUGUUAAAACCAGUGAUAAAUUACCUUCGCUCAAAAGGUUGGCUCUCGGUUGUGUACCUGGAUGAUUUCUUGUGCCUGGGUCACUCGGUCAAUGAUUGCAGCGAGAAUCUAACUCAAACCAUCGAGUUACUCGAAAGAUUAGGAUUUAUUGUCAAUUAUGACAAGUCAAAGCUGGUGCCAGAAAGAAGAUGUAAAUACUUAGGGUUUAUUUUAAAUUCAGUAUCGAUGAGAGUUGAGCUUCCACUGGAGAAAGAGAUCAUGGUACGAAAACAGAUUGAAAUCCUUAAAAGAAAAAGGAUGAUGAAGAUUCGCGAUUUUGCCAAGGUUGUUGGGUCAGUGGUAGCUUGUUGUCCAGCUGUGGAGUACAGUUUGUUGCAUUGCAGAUCAUUUGAAAGAGCAAAGAUCCAGGCCUUAGACAAAAGUGAGGGUUGUUUUGAUGCGAUCAUGUUAGUGCCAAAGUUUACCCUAAUAGACUGGGAUUGGUGGCUAAAAGCCUUGCCAAAUGCUAGUAGGAAGGUGAGGAACAAUCGGUAUGAGAGGACGAUUUAUUCGGAUGCGUCCUUGUCUGGUUGGGGUGCUUUUUGUAAUGACGAGAGCGCCAAUGGACUCUGGAACCAAGAGGAGAGGGGUCUCCAUAUAAAUCAUUUGGAGCUCAAAGCGGCUCUACUGGCCUUGAAAUGUUUUGCGGUUGAUCUGAAAGAUACAGAUAUCUUACUCAUGGUGGACAACACUACGACGUUAGCCUACAUCAAUAGGAUGGGAGGUGUUCGUUAUUCUGGCCUUCAUGGAUUAGCAUGUGAGCUGUGGAAUUGGUGUGAGGCCCGCCAGUUAUGGGUUUACGCCACGUACAUUCCCUCAAAGGAAAAUGUUGAAGCCGAUCGCUCAUCUCGGAUAGAUAAUUCGGAUGCUGAGUGGGAGCUGGCAGAUUAUGCAUUUGAAAAUAUUAUGAACAAAUUCGGGAAAUUCGAGAUCGAUUUAUUUGCUUCGCGAAUCAACACCAAGUGCGCAGUCUAUUGCUCCUGGAAAAGAGAUCCAGGGGCUAUCGCCUUUGAUGCCUUUACGAUCAGUUGGUCUGAUUGGAUGUUCUAUGCUUUUCCCCCCUUCUCAAUGAUAACUAAAGUGAUUAAAAAAAUAAAAGAUGACAAGGCAGAAGGUGUCUUAGUCGUACCUCACUGGCCCACUCAGGUUACGUCAACAUCCUUUGGCAUCGAAACUUAUCCAGGUUGUCGCCAAGUUGUCAGCCAGGCGUUAUCAAUGAAAGUGGGGAAGAUUUUGAAGUUCUUGUCCGAGAGAUUCAGUGGUGGUGUUGGGUAUAGCACGCUGAACUCCGCAAGAGCGGCUCUGUCAUUAAUAUCAAGUGAGGAUGUUACAAAUAAUCAGCUGAUAAGUCGUUUUCUCAAAGGAUCCUCAAAGAUAAGGCCCAGCUUACCCAAAUAUGAAUCUACGUGGGAUGUGGAUCCAGUUUUGAGUAAGUUGGCAACGUGGUUUCCGUUAAAAGAGUUGGCAUUGAAGGAGUUGUCCAUGAAGUUAGUGUUGUUGUUAGCCCUGGGUACCGCUCAUCGUUCCCAAACGUUGGCGUUGAUUAAGAUUUCCAAUAUCUCCGUUUCGGAAAACGGAAUUGAAAUACGUAUCUCAGAUAGGAUCAAGACUUCUCGACCAGGAGCUCCGCAACCAGUUUUUGAAAUUCCUUUCUUCCGGGAUAAACCUGAAUUGUGUAUUGCACAAACUUUGAACCACUACAUGGCAGUGACAAAAAAUCUUCGAGGAAGUAUUGAUUCACUAUUUGUCUCAUUUAACAAGCCGCAUAAAGCAGUCAAAAGUGAGACAAUUAGCCGGUGGAUAAGAUCAACCUUGGUGUCGUUAGGAGUAGAUCAGAAGUUCACCGCGCAUUCUACGCGGCAUGCCUCGACAUCCAAAGCGUUCGAAAGAGGUGUUAGCAUCGAAGAAAUUAAGAAAGUGGCUGGUUGGUCCCCGAGCUCAAAGGUAUUCGCUGAUUCUUAUCAACAGCCAAUAAUUAUUAACAGCAAUAAAUUUGCAACGUCAGUACUAUCACCCAGCACAACUGGAUGA
Molecule: messenger RNA, 3555 nt
Organism: Microplitis mediator
Lineage: Eukaryota; Metazoa; Arthropoda; Insecta; Hymenoptera; Braconidae
Exons: 6
Coding region: 1-3555 (1184 amino acids)
Biological process (GO): DNA recombination; DNA integration
Molecular function (GO): DNA binding
Source: RefSeq, a predicted model, not a curated record